Aspergillus nidulans FGSC A4 is the source of this 1785-nucleotide messenger RNA. Its product is annotated as tetratricopeptide repeat protein. NCBI's taxonomy places the organism in Eukaryota, Fungi, Ascomycota, Eurotiomycetes, Eurotiales, Aspergillaceae. The record is from RefSeq and is a predicted model, not a curated record. The transcript is spliced from 2 exons. The coding region runs from base 1 to 1785 and encodes 594 amino acids.
AUGGCCAUAUCUCCCGUUUCAAAAAGAACAGAAUAUCCAUUUGACUUAGGCACAUUCGGUCGCCCCAUCACGACCACGAACCCCUCAACUCAAACGUGGUUCAAUCGCGGCCUCACCUGGGUCUACACCUUCAACCACAAAGAAGCAGUCACUUGCUUCGAGCAAGCAAUCGCACAUGAUGAACUCUGUGCAAUCGCAUAUUGGGGUCUCGCAUACGCUCUAGGACCCAACUACAACUUUACGUGGGAAUUCUUCGGCGAGGACUUGAACGAUAUUGUUCGCCGCACAUACGAGGCAUCCAAAAAAGCACAGGAUCUCGCGCAGUCUGCGACUCCUAUUGAACAGGCACUCAUAGAGGCCAUCCAAGCCCGGUUCGCAAGCGACAAACCCGCAGAAGAUAUGGAGCACUAUGCGUCUCGGAACCGGGCAUAUGCUGACGCCAUGGAGAAGGUCUAUCACGCAUUUGGAGACGAUCUCGACGUCGCGGCAUUAUACGCAGACUCGCUGAUGAGUCUAACGCCGUGGAAAUUAUGGGAUCUAAAGACAGGCCUUCCAAAUCCAGGAGCGAGGACACUGGACGCAAAAAACGUGCUUGAAAGAGCACUGCGUGAUAAAAAUGCUGCUAAUCACCCCGGCAUCCUUCAUUUCUACAUCCACCUGAUUGAGAUGUCUCCAACACCGGAACUAGGGUUGGUACCAGCCGAUUAUUUGCGCGAGCUUGUCCCAGACUCUGGCCAUGCAAACCACAUGCCCUCACAUCUGGACGUGCUGGUUGGGGACUACCGUGCCGCUAUACGGGCGAACCAGCGCGCAACCAUCGCAGAUGAGAAAUAUCUGCACUACGAGGGCGCCAUGAACUUUUAUUCAAACUACCGCUUGCACAACUACCACACCCUUAUCUACGCAGCCAUGUUUGCGGGCCAGAAAGCCGUCGCUUUGGACGCAGUCGAGCGCAUGGAGAAGACACUCCCAAAAGAACUGUUAGUUAGUCUUGCGGAUUUCGUAGAGGUGUAUUUGUCCGUACGACCGCAUGUGAUGGUGCGGUUCGGCAUGUGGGAGGAGAUCAUACACGAUUUGCCUGUCCCAACCGAUCAAGAACUGUACUGUGUCACGACAGCAAUGGUAUACUACGCCAAGGGAGUUGCUCACGCAGCGACGGGGAAUACCCAGGAGGCAAAGAGGUACCAAACACUGUACACAGCCGCCGCACAAUCGGUCCCAGAAUCACGCCUCGAUUUUCCCAACAAAUGCACUGACAUUCUGGCCAUCGCGUCCGCAAUGCUCGACGGAGAAAUCGAGUACCGGGCUGGAAAAUAUGAAGCUGCAUUCUCGCAUCUCUCGCGCGCAGUGCAGCUCGACGAUAGCCUGGGCUAUAGCGAGCCUUGGUCUUGGAUGCAGCCGGCGCGACACGCGUACGCGGCGCUCCUCUUGGAGCAAAACCACGUUGAAGAGGCACUGGCUGUGUAUAAGACUGAUCUGGGGUUUGACAAUUCGGUCAUUAGGGCCAGACGGCACGCGAACAAUGUGUGGGCUUUGAGAGGUUACCAUGAGUGCCUGCUGCGUCUCGGAAGGAGGGACGAAGCGGCUGUUAUUGAGCCGCAGUUGACAUUGGCUGUCGCCGUAGCGGACGUUGACGUUAACAAGAGUUGUUUUUGUGCUAGGGCAUCGGGAACGGAGACGGGCGUGCAUGAACUGAGGGCGUCUGGGAAGGAUGGUGAUGGGAAUGAGGUCAGCCUCAGCUUACUCAGACUAGUCACUUCCCUCAACCAUCCGCUGGAAGCCUGA